This is a messenger RNA of Rhineura floridana, 4982 nucleotides long. It is a transcript of the gene TNFAIP1, whose product is annotated as TNF alpha induced protein 1. Lineage: Eukaryota; Metazoa; Chordata; Lepidosauria; Squamata; Rhineuridae. Bases 385 to 1329 code for a protein of 314 amino acids. Gene Ontology annotation, biological process: negative regulation of Rho protein signal transduction; proteasome-mediated ubiquitin-dependent protein catabolic process; protein homooligomerization. The transcript has 7 exons. Gene Ontology annotation, molecular function: protein binding; ubiquitin-protein transferase activity. Gene Ontology annotation, cellular component: Cul3-RING ubiquitin ligase complex. The record is from RefSeq and is a predicted model, not a curated record.
GCUGGUGCGCGCUGCCUGCUGGGAUUUGUAGGCAUGAAGCACCUGACUGGAAAGGGCGGUGCGUUGCUGGUGCUCAGUCUUGAGCGCCGCCUUUCGGCUGGGUUUAGGAAGCUUGGGGCGUGCCGACUCGCCCGCUCGGAGCCGGUUCGGUUCAGCUUGGCCUUGUCAGCCUGCCGUCGCCCGGUACGAGGUGGAGGCCCAGGCAGGAGGUGCAGCAGCGCCGAUUGACUCGGAGUUGGUGUCUUGCCUUCAGGGGUCUGCACCUCCCAAGAAUCCCAUCAUUACCCUUGUCUGGCCGGCAACUGUGUGACUUCACCCCCCCCAACCACGGCGGAGUCGGUCAAGCCCACCCUCUGCCGAGUCAUCAUCUACUUGCAGAAGGAGAUGUCUGGGGACACCUGCCUGACCACUCUCUGCCCUACCCCGGGCGUCAAGCCCAAGGGCUGCGGUUUCAAAGCCGGCACCCUCGGCAACAAGUAUGUGCGGCUCAACGUCGGCGGCUCCCUGUACUACACCACGGUGCAGGUGCUGACACGGCACGACACCAUGCUGAAGGCCAUGUUCAGCGGCAGGAUGGAGGUGCUGUCGGACAAGGAAGGCUGGAUCCUCAUCGAUCGCUGCGGAAAGCAUUUUGGGACCAUUUUGAAUUACCUCCGAGACAACAUGGUUGCCCUGCCGAAGAGCCGGCAGGAGAUCAAAGAGCUGAUGGCGGAAGCCAAAUAUUACCUCAUCCAGGGCUUAGUAGACCUCUGCCAGGCUGCCUUGCAGGACAAGAAAGAUUCCUACAAGCCCGUCUGCAACAUCCCGGUCAUCACAUCACCCAGAGAGGAGGAGAGGCUCAUAGAAUCCGCAAUGAAACCGGUGGUGAAGCUGCUUUAUAACCGGAGCAACAACAAAUACUCCUACACAAGCAACUCCGAUGACAAUUUGUUGAAGAACAUAGAAUUGUUUGAUAAGCUGUCCCUCCGCUUCAACGGAAGAGUCCUUUUCAUCAAAGAUGUGAUUGGGGAUGAGAUUUGCUGCUGGUCCUUUUAUGGGCAGGGACGGAAACUGGCUGAAGUCUGUUGCACGUCCAUAGUUUAUGCUACAGAAAAGAAGCAAACCAAGGUCGAAUUCCCUGAGGCCCGCAUCUAUGAGGAAACCCUGAACGUCUUGCUCUACGAGACCCCCCGGGUGCCCGACAACUCCCUCCUUGAGGCAACGAGCCGGACCCGGAGCCAGGCCUGUCAGAGCGAAGAUGAUGAUGGCAGCUUUGAGCUGCGGGACCGCGUCCGGCGCAUCCACGUCAAGCGCUACAGCACUUACGACGACCGGCAGAUGGGCCACUAGCCCCCCCCCCCCACGUGGAGCAGCUCACAAGGGACAUCCUUUCAGUAAGAGUUUGGCUGGCUUUGAAGCGGGUGGACUGCCUGACACCGUCCCCUGCAAAUGAUACUGUACUCAGAACGGCUCCUGCCCUGUGUCCAAACUGGCGUUUCUUCAUGUGGCCAGAGUUCACCUUAGCGUUUGAUUUUGUCAAAACGGUGACUCUUCGAAGGCCCGAAAUCCAGAGUGCCGGCAUCUGAGACCUUGUUAGCUUGAAGUGUCUCUUCCAGGAGGCAUCGGACAACUUUCGAGCUCGAGAAGAAGGAGCGGAUGUCCUUCCCUCCCUUUUUUCAACUUUGAGGGUAGUUCUAGCGAGGAAACUGUCUUGGAGUCGACUGCCUCAGACUCUGCUUGGAGAACCCUCUUCUUUUUUUAAGACAACGUUUUUAAAAUCCUGUUCCUGAGGAACGCCAGUUUUUUAUGUAGAGUAAACACUACAGCUUGGUAGACAAGUGACCUCUUCCGUUACAGAAUGCCGUUUGCUGAUUUUUGUCCCCACCGCACCCCCCCACCCCCGAAAGCAGAAUGUGUUUCUCUAACCCAGAGCGGCAAGAACUUCACAUGCCGCCCCCCCCAUUGGCUAAUUAUUUGUUGCAUAAUGCUGGGAAGCAACUGGAAAUCAAGCCGAGGCUGGUUUGUAAGGCAGGUGUGGGGAACCUGUGGGUCUUCUGGUGUUGCUGAAGUGCUGCUCCCAUUCGCCGCAGAAAGCAUGGCCAGGGAUGAUGGGAGUUGUAGUUCAGCAACACCUGGGGGAGGGCAGAGCAUCCCCGCGCCUGGCAGAAGCGUGGUUUGUAUGCUGCUAAGUCCAGAUGUUUUGGACUCCAACUUCCUGUGGCCAUUCUCGCUGGGGCUAAAGGACAAAGAUGAUAGCAGUUGUGGCUCAGAACAGCUGGAGGGCUCCACGCUGGCUGCCUCUGUGUCUCUCCUGUGAAAGAGCUUUUGAGGUGGAUCCUCCUCCAUCACAGGCGUGGAGAACGUUUGCUGAACUAUAACUCCCCACCAAGCACAGCCAGGGGCCAGGGGCUCUGAGAGUUGCAGUUCAGCAACCUCUGGGGGGCCAAAGGUUCCCUACCCCUGUUCCAGGGAAAACUAGCCCACUAACGAUCCUAAUCCGGAACUGAUUGAUGCGUCAAGCAAAGCGGGAUUGAGAAUUCAGGCAGAGGGGAGAGGGAGCCUGGGCAGAAUUGCACCUUUUUGGGGUGCACAAACAAUUGAGGGCUUGGCCCUUUCCACGUUGUGUGUGGGUGCCAAUCAGACAAGCUGGCUUGUGUUCAAGUGCUUUGCAGACUGUUCCUGUUCCCCACAUUCGGGUAAGGUGGGGAGGGGGGUGGAGAGCAAGUACAGCCCCUGUGGAGGCCUCCAGAUGCCGUUGGGCUAUAAACCCCAUCAUGCCUGGCCUGGCCUGGCAGGGCCGACUGGGGAUGAUGAGAGUUGGGGAGUCUGGCUGCAUCCGGACGGCACUGCGCUGUCUGCCCCAGAAGCAAAGGGUUAAAGGCGCAUGGUUGAAAUCCUCUGAGCCUGUGACCAGGAGAGGCUGGGUGUGCUCUUAAUAGGGUGGUGGGUUAUUGGCAGAGCUUGGAAAAGUUACUUUUUUUGAACUACAACUCCCAUCAGCCCAAUCCAGUGGCCAUGCUGGCUGGGGCUGAUGGGAGUAGUAGUUCAAAAAAGUAACUUUUCCAAGCUCUGGUUAUUGGGGGGGCUGGGUAAGGUUUAGUCUGGUGCGUGACGAAUCCUUCAGAAUCAUGGUUUUCUCACGGAGGAGAGCUUUGCAUGCAAGGAGUUGAUGGAUUUGCUCCCCAUGGCAUGUCUUCAUCUCAGGCACAUGCCUUGGAGAGCCACAGGUUCCUCAGCCCUCUUCUGUGGCUCCAUGGACACAAGUCUCUGUGGUGUGGCUGGCCUGGGCCAUUUGAGGUUGGUGGGGAGGGCUGUUGUGAUUUUGAAUGCUUCUCCAAACAAACACCGCUGCCACCCCCACCCCACCCGAAACUUAGUGAGUAGAAAGCCAGCAUCUCAGGGAGAAGUGUGUGCUCCAAAUCCUCUUCUCACUGACAUGCUGGCUUUCUGUGGGGGCAAGACUUUUGUGUGUGUGUGUGAGUGGAGAAGCAUUCAGAUGUGCCUUCGCUCAGCAGUUUGAGGUGGUAUAGUCCAGGCCCAGGUUGACUGCCUUCCGUGAGAACUAGACUGGCCUUUCCAAACCUUUGGGUCCGCAGAUGUUGCUGGUCUCCCAACUCCCUUCAGCCCCAGCCAGCAUGGCCAAUGAAUUAUGGGAACUGUAGUUCAGCAACAUCUGGGGACCCCAAAGUUAGGAAAGGCCUGAAGAAGACCUAAGUCAAAUAGUCCUCCCCAGCGCUGCAGAUACAUAAAGAAUCUCUUGUGGGGGUGGUGGAGAGUAAACAGUCCUCCGUAUGGAAUUGCAUUCCAUGAAAUGCUCCCAUUUUUUUUAAAGGGGUGCAAUGAGAGCCCAUCAUGCUGCACACCAGCUGCAACGAAACCAAUGGGUGACUAGAAGGGGGUGGCGGUCAAAAAAGCCUGCUGCUUCCGCAUCCGUGUCCGUCGGUCCAAGCGAGUCCCAUUUACGGAGACAGAAUCAUCAGGUUGGAACAGACUUCCAAGGACCACUGUUGCAACCCAUAUGCUCUCCCUUUUAUUGGCUGGGGUAGCCAGCCUGAUGCCCUCCAGAUGUUUUGAACUCCAGCUCCCAUCAGCCCCAGUCAGCACAGCCAAUGGUAAGGGGUGAUUGGAUUUGUAGCCCACAACAGCUGGAGGGCCGCCCUUUGGUUGUCCCUGCUGUUGGACAAUUGGCGUUGUAGUUGGAUUUGGGGUGAGAAACCUGUUUUUCUUUCAAGGGCUGCAUUCACUCUGAGCUAAUCUGUCGGGGGCCACAUGUAAGGGGAGGUGCCAUCCCCCAAAGUGGGUGGGGCCACCCCAUCCAUCCAUCCAUACCUUUUCCUCCCUGCCUAGCAGACUCUUGAGAUAGUCCAAUUGCUCUUGCAGUAAGACUGAAAUGACCAUCUGUUUUUUUACCAUACUCUGGCCUUGGGGAAGAGAUGGACAAAAGAAUUAAGACUGGGGAGAGCGCAAGCCAGCUGUGGGGAACCUUUUGGCCCUCUAGGUGUUGAAGAACUAUAACUCCCAUCACCACCUGUCAUGGGCCUUGCUUGCUGGGGCUGAUGGGAGUUGUAGUUCGUUCAUCAACAUCUGAAGGGCCAAAGGUUCCCGGCUCCUGGUGUAAGCCCUGGUCCAUGCAGCAGUCAGUCUAGUUGUUUUGGACUACAGUUCCCAUCAGCCCUCAGCGAGAAUGGUCAAGGAGCAAGGAUGAUGGUGAUUGUGGUCCUCCAUUACAUGAGGACUCUUGGCCCCAAAGUACAAACUGCACCAGUGUUUAUGGAGUUACCGGCAGCAGCGUUCAUUGGUUAGAGGUCUGUUAGGUUUCGCCCGGAAUAAGUAGCUGCCUGUGACAAUCCAUGCUUGGUUUAAAGUGCAGCAGAUUCUAUAUCUGUGGUAACUCAAGGUUGUGAUGUCUUGAUUUGUUACCUGGUGCAGAACAAAUCAAAUGGCAUUCUGUGUCACACAGUACUACUUUUCUGUAACCUGUAUAAAUUAUACAAUCAUGCAAA